Molecule: messenger RNA, 2611 nt
Organism: Arachis stenosperma
Lineage: Eukaryota; Viridiplantae; Streptophyta; Magnoliopsida; Fabales; Fabaceae
Product: F-box/kelch-repeat protein At3g61590-like
Exons: 2
Coding region: 1180-2397 (405 amino acids)
Molecular function (GO): protein binding
Source: RefSeq, a predicted model, not a curated record
UGCACCUUACUGUUACCCGCCUGUCGUUUCUCUCUCUCUCUCUCUCUCUCUCUCUCUCUCUCGUUGUUGAUGGGUUGCUUUACUCGGCCUUCCUCAUCAGACAAACCAAAUCUAGAGUUACCCAUUUCUCUGUUCUUCCAUUUCAAGCAAGGGCAACGCAAAACUCGUAUCCUUUUUUCCAUUUCCUUUUCUCCGUAAACUUCAAUGCUUGUAUUCUGAGCUACUCUUCUCUCUCUUUCUCUCCCACACCCCGAUUCUCUUGUUCCCUAAAUCAUUCCGCCGAGGUUCUCUCUUCCCCUGCUAUGAGACACGUGGCUCUUUGAUCCUUUCAAUUCAAACAAGUUAGGACCUUUGGGGCUUUGAUUGAUGCUUCGCCCUUUGAUUUUUCUUCUCCUCAUAUUAGUUUCCUUUUUCUUUUAGCACACCAAUCCCUUCCCAAAGCUUGAUAGUAAAAGGUUUGUUGGGAACUUGUUUAUAUUUAUGAGCAAAAAAGACACUGUAGGACUUUAGAACAAAAAGCUGGUUUGGAAAAGGUGAUGCCUUUGGCACAUUUUCUCUAUCAGAUGAAAUGCUUGUGACCAAUAAGGAGCAAAUCAACAUGUCACAAUGCUUGUUCUGUAUCUGAGGUGGUUGAAGGUUUUCUUUUUUUUUUUCCCCUUCUUCAUUGCUUGGAAAUGCCGUUGUUUUAGUCUAUUUGAUAUAAUUUUGUCCAUUUAUGAAUCGUAGUUAUUUUAGUUUGAUAUCAAAUGUCAUAGAAAAUCUAAAAGAGUGAAUUAUCUAUUAUGUAUGUUUGCAGCAUAAUCUACUGUUGGGAUGAGUUGAAUAUAAUAGCAUAUAUUUAGUAUCAAGAGUUUCAUGUUCUGUGUUGUGUGGUUCUAUUUACUGUUUUGAUUUGCUUAACGUGGCAACCUGCAACUAGUGUUUGUGGUUUGCAACUAACAUGAAUUGUGUCAUGCAGAUGUUUAGAAAUUGCUUUUAGUUUGAACGAAAAAUCCUAAUUCUUUGUUCUGUAUUACCUCUUUUAAUUUGAAGAUAGGAUAUUAUAUCUGAAUCAUCUAGUCUAGACUAUCUAGUAAAAGAUGAUAAAAUCUAGAGGAUCUUUCUUAUUUGAUGUUAAGAUGUUUAAAUAAUAAGCUUUUUUCCCCGAACACACCCAUUAGGUCUUUCAUUUGAACUUCUAUGGCUGGAGAAACUUCAUGGAUCAGUCACUAUGAUGAUGACACAGGAAGGGAUAUUGGGGAGUUUGGCUCAUCGUUAGAGCCUGGUGAAGAUGGUGACAAACAAACAAGUGUUGUCUCUGUGGAUCUUAUUUUGCCGGAUGACUUGUUGGAGCGGAUCCUAGCCUACCUUCCUGUUGCAAGCAUUUUCAGAGCUGGUUCUGUAUGUAAAAGAUGGCAUGAUAUUGUCACUUCAAAGAGGUUUUUAUGGAACCUUUCUCAUGUUCUACAUCAAAAACCUUGGUACUUCAUGUUUACAAGCUCUGAUGAACCAAUCGGUCAUGCAUAUGAUCCCAUCCUACGGAAAUGGUAUGGCAUUGAACUUCCCUGCAUUGGCACUUCAAAUUGGUUCAUUGCUUCAUCAUGUGGUAUGGUUUGCUUCAUGGACAAUGACAGCCGAAGUGAAUUGUGUGUAUGCAACCCUAUUACCAAAAGGUUCAAGAAGCUGGAGGACCCUCCGGGUUUAAAAUUUUCUGAUUACAGUGCACUAGCAAUCUCAGUUAGUAGGGAAUCUCAGUGUUAUACAGUGGCAAUUGUAAAAUCCAAGCAAGUCCCUGAGAACUUUUUCCAGUGGGAUAUCUCAAUUCAUAUAUACAAUUCUGAAGAAGUGACUUGGAUAACACCUUUCACCGAAGUUUUGUUAGGGUGGAGAGGUGGUGACGAGAGUGUAAUAUGUAAUGGGGUGCUAUACUUUUUGGUUUAUUCAACAGGGGCAGGUCUACCUGCAAAUCGCCAUUCCCUAAUUGGAUAUAACAUCUCCAACCAUUCUUCUCAAGGUAGCUUAACAAGGAACUUUAUUCCAGUACCUUGUUCUCUGACAUGUGGCCGUUUGAUGAAUCUAAAGGAAAAGCUUGUAAUGGUGGGAGGUAUUGGUAAACCAGAUAGACCUGACAUAAUCAAAGGAAUUGGAAUCUGGGUUCUAAACGAUAAGAAGUGGGAAGAUAUUGCACGAGUGCCUCACAAAUUCUUCCAAGGCUUUGGAGAGCUUGAUGAUGUUUUUGCCAGCAGUGGCGCAGAUGAUCUCAUAUAUAUUCAAAGUUAUGGAUCUCCUGUGCUGCUUAUAUAUGACAUGAGCAAUAAACAAUGGAAAUGGGCACAGAAGUGCCCUGUGAUAAAAAGGUUCCCACUUCAGCUUUUCACAGGUUUUUCCUUUGAGCCUAGGCUUGAAAUUGCUCCAUAGCUUCUCCAUACAAUAAUAAUCAACAGCUGCUACUGGCACCUGAUUUUAAGGCUUCUGCCCAUUUUCUUCUAUUGUUCUUUAGGACAAAAUUUAAUCUGAUUUUGGUUCUUUAACAGUUCAUACAAAAUGUAAGUGCUGAUAAAGAUGCUUAUUUGUGGAUACUGGAUACUAUUAGUUGCAUUUCAGAAUACCACAGUUAUAUUUUUAUUUUUCA